Messenger RNA from Penicillium brasilianum, 2067 nucleotides. NCBI's taxonomy places the organism in Eukaryota, Fungi, Ascomycota, Eurotiomycetes, Eurotiales, Aspergillaceae. The record is from the annotation of a GenBank genome assembly.
GGCUGCGGUGACCGGGACGUGCCAUCUGCGCAUCCAACCCCCCUCCUCAUGUCCAAUCACGGGAAUCGAUCUCCUAUCACCCAGGUCUCGGACUAAAAAUCAGUAACAUCGACGCGUAUGACAGGCUCACCGGGAAUUUUAAGGCUAAGCUCUAGCUUAACUAUGAAGCGUAACUAUGAGAACGCGCUGAAACUCCUGGAGACGCGAAGGCGGAAGGCUCGACCGACGACACCUGCGCCGACAACGGCCCAAGACUCUCCGACUCCAAGUGGUGCCCCAACAGUCAAAGGGAUUCCCAGCUUGUUUGGAAUGAAGGAAUGGCUACAGACAUUAGGUCACUCGGAAAAUGAUGUUGACCAGCUCAACAUCAUUCAUGUUACUGGGACUAAAGGAAAAGGCAGUACGUGCGCUUUCACCAGGUCUUUUCUCCAUGCACACGGUGUGAGAACCGGCUUUCCCAAACGAAUCGGGUUAUACACCUCUCCUGAUUUGCAAUGCAUCCGGGAGCGAAUCCAGAUCGAUAAUCAGCCAAUCACGGAAGACCUUUUCACUCAAUACUUCUUCGAAGUGUGGGAGACCCUUGCCUCUUCCAAUCAGGUAGAGUCUACAAGACAACCUCGCUAUCUACAGCUCCUGCUAUUACUGGCUUUCCACACGUUCAUCAAAGAAGGUGUCGAUGCAGCAAUUAUCGAAACGCACCAUGGCGGAGAAUAUUGUGCCACAAAUGUGGUCCGGAAGCCCAUCGUGACCGGAAUCACCUCCCUGGGUCUCGAUCAUGUCGCACAACUGGGCCCAACAGUUGAGGACAUCGCCUGGCACAAAUCAGGUAUUUUCAAACCAGGCGCAGCUGCAUUCUCUGCCUUGCAGGACCCCGGUCCCGCUGAAGUCCUACGGAAACGUGCUGCCGAAAGAAAUACCACGCUUACUUUCGUCUCGCCUUCUAACACACUACCCCCCAACAACAGGGUUCUUAGUGUUCCAGUACAACGCUUAAACUGCUCCUUGGCCCUCGAGUUAGCUUCGAGCUUUUUGCAUGCCAAGGACCCUGAAAAUGGACUGACCUCGGACGAUAUAGCCAAGGGUAUUGAUAACUUCUCGUGGCUCGGGAGGUUUGAGACUAUCAAUAGUGGGGAAUCACAAUGGUAUUUGGAUGGCGCACACAAUCCACUUAGUCUCGAGCAAGCAGCAGAGUGGUUCGCAAACAAUGUCAACACCUCUGAGACACCAAAGUAUCGUGUCCUCAUCUUCAGCCACUUUUCUGAAGAGCGCGAUGGAGUUGAUCUUCUAACAUCUCUGGCACAUGCCCUAUCCAAGAACAACGCUGUGCCCAAUCAUGUCAUAUUCACUACCUAUCAAGAGAAGGAGGAUGGAUCCACGAGAAUCGACAAAACCCUCAAAGUUCCAGAGACUCCUUUCCCUGACCUCUGCUCGAUCUAUACCUCCCUUUGGAAGGAAUUCCACCCUAAUACCACCGUCUCAACUGAGCCGACAAUCGAACAGGCUAUACGACUUGCGGAGCGUAUCGGUCUACAGGAGGGUGGCAUGGAAGCCUUUGUCACGGGAAGCCUGCAUUUAGUCGGAGGAGCACUGAGUUUGUUGCGACCCUAGCUUUCAGCCCCGCGUUUUUGGGCCAACCCAGGCCAUAAGUUGGCUCUGUUACUUUCCCCCGCGAGUUGAUACUUUUCUGUAGAGCAGUUUUGGUCGCAUACCACUUUUGCUAUGGAUUAGCCGUUUUGCUGGAUAUUGCUAGUUUCUCUCGAUCCGUGUAGGAUUCAACCCGUGAGAAAUACAUCGGCUUCCACCAUACGCAAAUUGUCGAUGUUCCUAUUUUCUUGGAACUGAGCGCGUUUGCGAGGCCCCCAUACGCUCUUCCUGGUCAAAUCGUGGUGCCCAUUACUUGAAACCAUUGGAGCAUGUACGCCUUACAUGGAUCUCAACAAUGAAUGAUUAUCUAAGCGGAGAUAACUCAUGCAGAUCAUGACUCGAAAAGGGCUUUGACGCCCGAAGUUUUAACGUUAAGUGGGGAUAAUGAGACCACCUUCUGUUGACCGGAAACCUCCCUGUAGA